UGGCUGAUCACAUAUAUCGACCUUGACAUAAUGUUUUCCAAACCCAUUUACAAUAAUAUAAAGUAUCCACAGCCUCAAUACAAUCGUCAACUGGCAUCGAUUACCCGACUUCCAAGCUUCAGUGAGGUGAUAACGCAAAUUCCUUUACCAACUGAAUUCCCCUUAAGCAAACCAGCGGGCGUGAGUGUCACCCCUGUCAGUGUGACACCCGCCAUAAGCAUUACUCCUGGAAUUGGAGCCCGUCUGCUUUCACCAGCUUCUCCCUACCCUGUGCUGUAUUAUUACAGUUAUGGGUACGGAGCUCCAACGGUGGCUGCCGCUACAGCCCCUAGUGUGCUGCCUGCCAGGAGCGUGUCGCCCAAAACAUUAUUGCCCACUCCUCCCCCCACCAUGACAGCUGUCACCUCCACCUCCACUACCACUUCCACCGCCACCUCUCCAAAGGCCAUUGGCUCUCCAGUGGUAAUCCACAAACGCAAACAUGUAUGUAAGAUCUGCUCUCGGUCCUUCACCACCUCCGGUCACUUGGCGCGUCACAACCGUAUCCACACUGGUGAACGCAAGCACGUCUGCCCGUGGUCCAACUGCGAUGCCCGCUUUGCUCGUCAAGAUAAUUGCAUGCAACAUUACAAAACACAUACCAAUGGCAAGAAACGCAAGAACAAUUUGAGUUUCAAGAACAGGUCCAUCAACUCCAAAAGUAUCUAACGACAUCACGACACCUUCUUUACUUUUUCUAUAUAAACUGAAGCUGGAGCUUCAAUUGGGAAUCUAUGGUUAUAGAUGAGAAAUGUACACUACGAACACCGUAAUUAUGUUUGGGCACUGCGGAGUGCUAGAGCUGGCAUGCCGGGUUUUAAGGUGCAGCCUAAUAUCCAAGCAUUCUGGCCGGUUUCAUGCCGGUAUGCCUUGGGCUCUCAUAACAGGAUAGACUGGGUUGGCUGCGGCGAGGUUUUUGUUGAGUGGGGCUUAAGACCGCAGGAUCAUUGACACUUAAACGCGCCUGCUGUUUCAAAUAGUGUAAGCAUUGAUGGAGUAAUUGCAAUGGAAGUCAUCGCAAUAGAAAUAUCUCAAAAUAGUAUUGCGAGAAUUCUGUUCAGAACUCAGCCAGCUUAAUCCGAAUGUCCCUACCGAUGGCUGCAACCUUACCCUCGGUAACUGCAACAUCUCAACGGCUCUGGUUCCCAUCCCUGGCCAGCCCUGGUUCCCGUCCCUGAACAGCUCUGACUAUUUGCUAAUGCGACGUUUACAUUAUGCUGCGGGUGCUACCCUUUGAGGAAACUAGGUCCCAGUGGCACUGGAAGUCUCUCUGCUGGGCCGACAAGGCUCAAAAGACCCAUAGUGUUUGUGGAUGGUGGUGGUUUUGUUGUGACAAUGCCACGGCUUUUGUGACGUUAUUUUGCUGUAAACGAACGAAAUGUGCCGUGAAACCAGAAUAGUUAGCUGCAAGUCUGGAGCCUAUGCCAGCCGUGACGCAACCGACAUGUGAAUGGUAAGACAAUGGGUGACCUACCAUUACCUUAA
Molecule: messenger RNA, 1524 nt
Organism: Yamadazyma tenuis ATCC 10573
Lineage: Eukaryota; Fungi; Ascomycota; Pichiomycetes; Serinales; Debaryomycetaceae
Source: RefSeq, a predicted model, not a curated record